Messenger RNA from Athene cunicularia (burrowing owl), 1680 nucleotides. RefSeq names its product nucleotide binding protein 2 (gene NUBP2). The record is from RefSeq and is a predicted model, not a curated record. Gene Ontology annotation, molecular function: ATP binding; 4 iron, 4 sulfur cluster binding; ATP-dependent FeS chaperone activity. The transcript has 7 exons. NCBI's taxonomy places the organism in Eukaryota, Metazoa, Chordata, Aves, Strigiformes, Strigidae. Gene Ontology annotation, cellular component: cytosol. Gene Ontology annotation, biological process: iron-sulfur cluster assembly. The coding region runs from base 43 to 864 and encodes 273 amino acids.
UACCUCGGCGGAAGGCGGAAGCGGGCGGUGCUGGGCGGCAGCAUGGAGGAGGUGGUGGCAGGGGAGAAAAGCAACCUGGCCGGGGUGCGGCACAUCCUGCUGGUGCUCUCUGGGAAGGGCGGCGUAGGGAAGAGCACCAUCUCCACCGAGCUGGCUCUGUCACUCCGGCACUCUGGAAAGAAGGUGGGGAUCCUGGACGUGGACCUGUGUGGCCCUAGCAUACCCCGCAUGUUCAGGGUGCAGGACAACGAUGUGCACCAGUGUGACAGUGGCUGGGUCCCUGUCUUUGUGGACCAAGACAAGAGCAUCUCACUCAUGUCCAUCGGCUUCCUGCUGGAGAAGCCAGAUGAUGCCGUGGUGUGGAGGGGACCCAAGAAAAACGCUUUGAUCAAACAAUUUAUUGCUGACGUGGCCUGGGGGGACCUGGACUUCCUCAUCGUGGACACACCGCCAGGCACGUCCGAUGAGCACAUCUCCACAGUGGAGGCCUUGCGGCCCUACAAGCCACUGGGCGCAGUCCUGGUCACAACACCCCAGGCUGUAUCUGUGGGAGAUGUGAGGCGAGAGCUGACGUUCUGUAAGAAAACGGGCUUACGAGUUCUUGGCAUUGUGGAGAACAUGAGCGGCUUUGUCUGCCCGCACUGCUCGGAGUGCACAAACAUCUUUUCCAAAGGGGGAGGUGAGGAGCUGGCCAAGCAUGCUGGGGUCCCCUUCCUAGGCUGUGUUCCCCUGGACCCCCAACUCAGCCAGAGCUUGGAAGAGGGCAGAGACUUCAUCCAAGAGUUUCCCAAGAGCUCUGCCUUCCCUGCCUUGGCUCACAUUGCCCAGCAGAUCUUGGAUGGUACCUUGCAGCAGAGCUACUGAGGAGGAUGUGGAGCUGGACUCUUGCUGGCUGAGCCCCUGGCCUGGCAGCACCACCAGCAGCCUGUGCCAGUGGGGAGGGGGGAUGCAGAAGCUGUUUAACUAUAAAACUGCCUCGGUAGGGGGUGAUGGAGGGAGGGGGGAGCACAGCAUCGACGCUGCUCAUGGCAGUCCAGAAAGGGAAAUCCUGCUCCAUCCCCCUGGAUCUGAAGAGACCCUGUGCGGGUGCUCCUGCCCGCACAGCAGCAGCUCGCUUCUUGCCUUCUCGACGUGGCAAUGCUCUGCCCAGAUGGCACAGUUGUCCCUAGCCCAAUCCAUGCAGCAUCUUCCGCUGCAGCCAGCUGUUGUGCGGGUGCUUGGGGAGCUCUAGCUUGUGUCCACGGUGUCUCAUAUGCUGCGGCGCUUCCAGCGAUCACCCAAUGCAGCUACAGUGGCAAAUGCUGCCAACUGUUCUUCCCUCGAUGAACCCGAAUGGCACCGAUUGUCUGGAUCGUGGCUCCAUGUGCUGCUGCCUUCUGCUGCUUUCCUCCUGUGACGGAUUAUGUGGUACUUGGUUCAGUGGCUGGUGAGUUUGUGCUGGAUGCUCUGAUGUGGACCCAAGCCAGGCCACCUUGCUCUGACAUCUCAGAUCACUGGUUCCUGAUGGGCCUGUGAGGGCACACGAUGUGCUUUCACAUGAGAAAAUGUCUUUAGUAGGAGAUCUACCACCCGUCUGAGGUCUACAUCCUGCUGUGCUGGAAAAAGGGCCUUUUUAGUCUGCUGGGGGUUGUCGUGACUCAGGAAUAUUUUUAAAGGUUCCAGGCAGUAAACACUUUCUUA